Fulvia fulva is the source of this 213-nucleotide messenger RNA. RefSeq lists its product as uncharacterized. The transcript has a single exon. Bases 1 to 213 code for a protein of 70 amino acids. The record is from RefSeq and is a predicted model, not a curated record. NCBI's taxonomy places the organism in Eukaryota, Fungi, Ascomycota, Dothideomycetes, Mycosphaerellales, Mycosphaerellaceae.
AUGGAGAUUUGUCACUCGCCCAGUAGCGGCAUCACGAUCGUGAUCCGCAGCGAGUUUCUGCGCUGCUCUGCCAAAGUGCUCGCAAAGGUCGAGGCUCUCGCCACCAAGCCAGAGCUCUCAGAUGCCAAGAACUGUGACGGCAGGAUGCUCGCGGCAAUCGUGCAGGAGGCAGUGGAUAUCCUAGCUGCAGAUGACACAGCAAGAGCCUAUUGA